AAACUCAAUAAUAUCAGUCCUAUCCCCUAAUACGUGUUCCAGGUCCCCCCAAAAAAAGAAUCCUUAUACGUGCAAAUGCAUGUAUACCCACUGUUCGCAGCUAUGGGAUUCGCCGUCGGCAUGUGUGGCCUGCAGUUGAUUCGUAAUAUCUGCUACAACCCUGAAGCCAGGGUGAAGAAGGAUAACAGAUUAGCAGGAGUGAUGGAGAACGAAGCAGAAGGAAAGAAGUACGCAGAGCAUACUCUGAGGAAGUUUGUGGGAAACAGAGCACCAGAGAUUAUGCCUUCCAUCAACUUCUUUGCUGAUCCAACUUUCUUUGUUCCCUUCAGAAACAAACAAUGCCAAUAAUAUUUUUAGAUUCUUUCUA
This is a messenger RNA of Neltuma alba, 367 nucleotides long. RefSeq lists its product as uncharacterized. The record is from RefSeq and is a predicted model, not a curated record. Lineage: Eukaryota; Viridiplantae; Streptophyta; Magnoliopsida; Fabales; Fabaceae. The coding region runs from base 76 to 348 and encodes 90 amino acids. The transcript has 3 exons.